This is a messenger RNA of Anisakis simplex (herring worm), 1275 nucleotides long. The record is from the annotation of a GenBank genome assembly. NCBI's taxonomy places the organism in Eukaryota, Metazoa, Nematoda, Chromadorea, Rhabditida, Anisakidae.
AUGAAACGUCUGUGGUCAUCUUCCGGAUCUGUGGCCAUCUCCAGAAUCGUUCGGCGAGGUAUCCGUCAGAAACGUCCAGUGCUGGAACCAUCACCAUCCGCAGCUAAUGCACCCGUUGAAUGGUUGAAGGAGUCGACGACAUAUGCAGACACUCAUUCGGCCGUUGUUGACCCCUAUACGAAAUCGCCUUAUCCGGAUGAGGAUAUAGAAGAACUUCUGAGGAAAGGCGAAGCUCAAAGCUCAAAGUCGUCUGCGUACAAGAAAUGGGUGGCAGAAAGGCAUAAAAAACGGAAAAUUUUUCAACUGAAUUUCGAUCAUAUUCCAAUAGAGGAACAAAUUGUUGCGCUAUUCCCUGGUCAAGGAGCACAACAUGUUGGGAUGGGUUCAAAGCUCUCGGAAUGCCCAGAAGCUUGUCGAGUGUACGAUGAAGCAUCAGAAAUACUUGGCUACGAUAUCAAGAAACUUUGCUUAGAAGGUCCGAAAUCAAAACUCGAUCAAACAAUAUAUUGUCAACCGGCCGUUUUUGUCAGCUCGAUGGCUGCACUCGAACUGGCGAAGAGCACGAAGAAUAGUUUCAUGGAUCGAGUUACAGACACGGCUGGUUUUAGUGUCGGUGAAUAUGCAGCGUUAGUGCUUGCUGGUGUGAUCUCAUUUCAGGAUGCAUUGCGUCUCGUGAACACAAGAGCAAAACUGAUGCAUGAGUGUAAUCAGCGGAUUGCUUCGGGUAUGGUCACUGUCCGAGUAUCUGCCGCAUCUCGCCUCGAUGAAGCUAUGGCUGAUGCAAGGGAGUUGGCUAGUGAGAAGGGUGAGGAACCAAUAUGUGAAAUCGCGAAUUUCCUCUUCUGUGGAGUGAAAGUGGUUGGCGCCUCAAACACGUGCCUGAAAUUCCUGGAGGAUAAUCAAGAACGAUACGCGUUUCAGGUGGUGAAACGAUUGGCUGUUAGUGGUGCCUUCCAUACGAGACUAAUGAACGAUGCUAUAGAGCCAAUGCGAGAUGCACUGAGAGGAGUUGAAUUGUCGGCCCCGCGAGUGAAUAUUUAUGCGAAUUACACAGGGAAAAUUUACGGGCGGAAAUUGGCUCGAAUCCGUGAUAAUUUAAUCAAGCAAAUUUCAUCGCCAGUUAAAUGGGAACAAAUCCUACAAUUGCUCUACCGAAAACAUCAGGACUACAAAUUUCCAACAUAUAUGGAAAUAGGUCCAGGACGACAGUUGGGUGCAAUGCUUGUGCAAGUCAGUAAAAAGGCUUAUAAACAUUACGAAAAUAUUGCCCCUUAA